Molecule: messenger RNA, 584 nt
Organism: Cheilinus undulatus (humphead wrasse)
Lineage: Eukaryota; Metazoa; Chordata; Actinopteri; Labriformes; Labridae
Product: 5-hydroxyisourate hydrolase-like
Exons: 4
Coding region: 73-432 (119 amino acids)
Biological process (GO): purine nucleobase metabolic process
Molecular function (GO): hydroxyisourate hydrolase activity
Source: RefSeq, a predicted model, not a curated record
GUGGCUCUGAGUGCAGUGAUGGUUCAGCAGGUCGGCUGAGUUUGGGAGCUGAAUGAACAGCAGCACAAAGAGAUGGCAUCAGCAGAUUCCAGCCCUCUGACCACGCAUGUCCUGAACACGGGAGACGGCGUCCCAGCAGCCCGGAUGGCCCUCAGCCUGCACCGCCUCGACUCCAACCUGAAGAUCUGGAACAUGCUGAGUGUCGGGACUACAAAUGAAGAUGGCCGCUGUCCGGGACUGAUCAGCCGAGCAGCCUUCAGCCCUGGGAUGUACAAGCUGCGUUUUGAGACAGGUUCAUACUGGGACAGCCGGGGUCAGGCCUCGUUUUACCCCUACGUAGAGGUUGUGUUUACCAUCAGUGACCCGGAGCAGAGGUUCCACCUCCCUCUGCUGAUGAGUCGAUUCUCCUACAGCACCUACAGAGGAAGCUGAGAGCUGCGAGGACAACCAACCGCUCAUAGGAGAGAGAAGAAGAUAUCUUAGACCUGUUAUGAGCUCUGUGGCCAUGUGGCAGAUUUGUGUUACACUUCCUGACUUGAUUUAAAUCAUAAUUUAUGGCUUUUAUUAAACUAUAGUUUAUUUUA